Blumeria graminis f. sp. triticale is the source of this 633-nucleotide messenger RNA. Lineage: Eukaryota; Fungi; Ascomycota; Leotiomycetes; Helotiales; Erysiphaceae. The record is from the annotation of a GenBank genome assembly.
AUGGAUUCCCUCUCAAUUCUCGCCAUGGCAGCAGCUCAAGUUCAACAACAAGAAUUAUCUCAGUCUCUUGAGUUUUCUCCAAACGGAACCUACGGAUUAAAUACUAACCAAAUACAAUUUAUUAUUAGGAAAGGAGAAGCUUCUGAUAUCCCAUUCCUUAGGGAUGUUGAACGCUCCGCAGGCAAUCGGUACAGAACAGUUGGUCUCGACUUCGUGGCUGAAAGCAAAUAUGUUGAUCCAGUAAGAUUAGAAUGUAUGGCUGAUGCAAAUCACCUCUGGGUUGCGGUCGAAAAAAAUGGGCUUAUCGGCUUUAUAUGUGGAGAAGAAAUGGACGGAAAUUUUCACAUAGUUGAAGUCUCCGUUUCACACGAGUACCAAGGGCAAGGAAUAGGGAAAGGUUUAAUGACAGCAAUGUUAGAGCAAAUCACACAGGAACGAUCCUUUAAGUCCGUGACCUUGACUACAUAUAGAAGUUUGUCAUGGAAUGGACCUUGGUAUUCUAGACUUGGGUUCGGAGAAGUUCAUCCUCGUCUACUAGGGAGUGCAUAUAACUUAAUUCUAGAGAUCGAGGAAGCACGGCACGGUUUCAAUCAACAAGAACGGUGCCUCAUGAUGAAAGAUCUUUUCUAUUGA